CCCUGACCGCGAUAACGAGUACCGAGUCCCCUCCCUCUCGUUUGGUUUGGUGCCUCUCUCAUCUGAGAGAGAAGAGGACAAGAAACUAGCAUGGCCUCCGCCGCCCUUACCUUCUCCUCUCCCACCAUCCCUCCCCGCUCUUACCCUCUUAUCGCAACCACCCCCCGGCGCCCGAUCCCCACCCGUAUCGUCGCCUCCAUAUCGGACAAACCCGUUACAGUGAAACCCUCCUCCACCUCCUCGUCGAAACUCCCAUUACGAAAAAUCCCCGGCGACUACGGGCUCCCCUUCAUCGGCCCGAUUCGCGACCGUCUCAACUACUUCUACUUUGAAGGGCGCGACAAGUUCUUCAAGUCUCGGAUCCGGCAGCACCGGUCAACGGUGUUCCGGGUCAACAUGCCCCCCGGCCCUUUCCUUGCCCCCGACCCCCGCGUCGUCGCCCUCCUCGACGCCGCCAGUUUCCCUGUCCUCUUCGACACCUCCCUUGUCGAGAAGCGUGAUCUCUUCACCGGCACCUUCAUGCCCUCCACCGACCUCACCGGCGGCUUCCGCAUCCUCUCCUACCUCGACCCCUCCGAGCCCAACCACGCCUCCCUCAAAAAGCUCCUCUUUUUCCUACUCUCCUAUCGCCGCCAAUCCAUCGUCCCCGAGUUCCGACGCACCUUCGGCUCCCUCUUCGACACCCUCGAAGCAGAGCUCGCCAAGAAGGGGAAGGCCAACUUUGGCGAAGCCAACGACCGCGCCGCCUUCGAUUUCCUCGCAAGAUCGCUCCUUGGCAAGGAUCCCGUCGAGACCAACCUCGGCCUCGACGGCCCCAAAUUGAUCACCAAAUGGGUCGUCUUCCAGGUCGGUCCCCUGUUGACUUUAGGCCUCCCCAACUACUUAGAGGACUUCCUCCUCCACUCCUUCCGCCUCCCUCCGGCGCUGGUCCGCGCCGACUACAACCGGCUCGCCGAUUUCUUCCGAGAAUCCGCCGGCCCGGUGCUGGGUGAGGCGGAGCGGCUCGGGAUCUCCAGAGAAGAGGCGGUCCACAACAUCCUGUUCGCCACUUGCUUCAACGCCUUCGGCGGGAUGAAUAUUCUGUUCCCCAGCUUGAUCAAGUGGGUGGGGCGCGCCGGAGCGCGGCUCCACGGCCGUCUCGCGCAGGAGAUUCGAUCGGCUGUGAGGGCCAACGGCGGCGAGGUGAGCAUGAGAGCCAUGGAGGCGAUGCCGCUGAUGAAGUCGGUGGUGUACGAGACGCUCCGGAGCGAGCCCCCCGUGCCGCUCCAGUACGGGCGGGCGAAGCGGGACCUGGUGGUUGAGAGCCACGACGCCCGGUUCGAGGUUCGGGCCGGGGAGAUGCUCUUCGGGUACCAGCCCUUCGCGACCAAGGACCCGAAGGUGUUCGACCGUGCGGAGGAGUUCGUGGCGGAGCGGUUCGUCGGGGAGGUGGGGGAGCGGAUGCUCCGCCACGUGCUGUGGUCGAACGGGCCGGAGACGGCGGCGCCGACGACGGAGAACAAGCAGUGCGCCGGCAAGGACUUCGUGGUGCUGGUGGCGCGUAUGCUGGUGGUGGAGCUCUUCCUCCGCUACGACUCCUUCGAGAUCGAGGCGGGCUCGUCGGCGCUCGGCUCGUCGGUGAAGCUGACGUCGUUGAAAAGAGCCACCUUUUGAGGUGGAAGGGGUGUUUCUGGGAAGAUGGAGUUGAUGGAUAAAAUUAGAUAUUGGCGUGUCCCACCUCGUGAGAAUGACAGGGAAAAAGGCAGUGGGAUCCCUGUGACUAUGCAAGUAGGUUCAUUUUUGUUGAAUUUUUAAACUAAAUUUAUGAAUAAUGUAGUUUAGUUGUCACAACGAUUUCUGUAAUUAAACUGGCGAUAAUAUUAUAUGGACCCUUUGCAAGCUUUCCAUAUGUUUAUAUGUGCUGGCAGAGUGAUUAAAUAUGUUAAUGAUGGUAUUUUGUACUCGUU
Messenger RNA from Elaeis guineensis (African oil palm), 1946 nucleotides. Its product is annotated as allene oxide synthase 1, chloroplastic. Gene Ontology annotation, molecular function: heme binding; oxidoreductase activity, acting on paired donors, with incorporation or reduction of molecular oxygen; monooxygenase activity. Lineage: Eukaryota; Viridiplantae; Streptophyta; Magnoliopsida; Arecales; Arecaceae. The record is from RefSeq and is a predicted model, not a curated record. Gene Ontology annotation, biological process: sterol metabolic process.